This is a messenger RNA of Polyodon spathula (Mississippi paddlefish), 1665 nucleotides long. Its product is annotated as piwi-like protein 2. Gene Ontology annotation, molecular function: piRNA binding; protein binding. Gene Ontology annotation, biological process: regulatory ncRNA-mediated gene silencing. Lineage: Eukaryota; Metazoa; Chordata; Actinopteri; Acipenseriformes; Polyodontidae. The record is from RefSeq and is a predicted model, not a curated record. Gene Ontology annotation, cellular component: P granule.
AUGCGCUUCGGUGUGAUGAAAGAGCAUCGUUCUGUCACCGGAGAAGUCACAGCCUUCGAUGGAUCAAUUCUGUACCUCUCCAUCAGACUGGAAGAGGUGUGGCCCGGCUACUCCUCCUGUGUCAAGCGCACAGACGGGGGCCUCUUCCUGACUGUCGACGUUUCCCACAAAGUGCUCCAAAAAGACUCCGUGCUGGAUGUCAUGUUUCUCAGCAAAAACUAUGGGAUUACCAUCAAGGAUCUUGAUCAGCCUCUUCUUGUCCAUCGCCCUAAAGAGAGAUCGAGACCAGGAGAAAAGGUUCUGACUGGCGAGAUGCUGUUGCUUCCCGAGCUGUCCUUCAUAACGGGGAUCCCAGACAAGAUGAGGAAGGAUUUCCGCGCCAUGAAGGAUUUGACCAUGCAUAUCAAUGUGAGCGGGGAGCAGCACACAAACUCUUUGAAAGAGCUCCUGAGAAACAUCAACACCAGCGAAGAUGCCUUGACUGAGCUUGGCCGCUGGGGUCUGGUCAUCAGCUCCGAGAUCCUGCUGUGUGAAGGAAGGACCCUUCCGCUUGAGACGAUUAGCUUGCAGUCUGCUUCGUUCGUGACCUCUGCUGAUGUCCAGUGGUCCAAGGAAGUUGUGAGGGAUGCAUCUAUUAGCUGUGUAAGCAUUAUUUUCUGGGCCAUCUUCUACCCGUGCCGCUGCUCGGAGCAGGCUGAGGAGCUGGUGGCCACCUUCGGGAAAGUGUCCGAGCUGAUGGGCAUGAGGCUUGACCGGCCAAUCGCGUGGAGCUACGGGAUGGAGCUACGGGAUGACCACACCGAGACCUACAUGAAGAGCAUCCACUCGCAGCUCACCAGCGAGCCGAAUGCGCAGCUGGUUGUGUGUAUUAUCACGGGCAAUAGGGACGACCUGUACGGUGCCAAUAAGAAGCUUUGCAGUGUUCAGUCUCCAGUGCCUUCACAGGCCAUAAACGUCAGGACCAUCUCGCAGCCUCAGAAGCUCCGGAGCAUAGCCCAGAAGAUCCUGUUACAGAUAAAUGCAAAGCUUGGAGGGGAGCUCUGGACUGUAAACAUUCCCUUGAAACAGCUGAUGGUGAUCGGAGUAGAUGUGCAUCAUGACCCACGCAGAGGGAACAGAUCGAUCUUGGGCUUUGUUGCCAGUCUGAACGGCACACUGACGAGGUGGUAUUCCAGAGCGGUGUUCCAGAUGCCCAAUGAAGAGAUUAUCAACGGGUACAGGAUCUGCCUGCUAGCUUCUUUGCAGAAGUAUUUUGAGGUUAACCACAACCUGCCCGAGAAGAUCGUGGUAUACCGGGACGGUGUGUCGGAUGGGCAGCUGAAAGACGUAUAGGACUUCGAGAUCCCCCAGCUGCUCAAGUGCUUCGAGACCUUCCCGCGGUACGAGCCCAAGAUGGCGUUCAUUGUGGUGCAGAAACGAAUCAGCACCACCCUCUACUCUUGCAGUGGAGAACGAUUUGGAACCCAACAAGGAGUGGUAAUGACAUAUUUUGUAUUUGUAUUUUUGUUCUUGACCUUUAAGAUGUGCCACAUGUACUGGAACUCGUCCGGGACCAUCAGAGUACCAGCGCCGUGCAAAUACGCCCACAAACUGGCCUUCCUGUCCGGGCAGGUCCUGGACACCGAGCCAGCCAUACAGCUGUCCGACAAGCUGCAUUUCCUGUGA